Oncorhynchus mykiss (rainbow trout) is the source of this 2415-nucleotide messenger RNA. RefSeq names its product carbonic anhydrase-related protein 10. Gene Ontology annotation, biological process: one-carbon metabolic process. The record is from RefSeq and is a predicted model, not a curated record. Gene Ontology annotation, molecular function: zinc ion binding; carbonate dehydratase activity. NCBI's taxonomy places the organism in Eukaryota, Metazoa, Chordata, Actinopteri, Salmoniformes, Salmonidae.
GGUCUGCGGCACGCAGUGACAAGUUGAGUCCACUCAAAGAUAGCCAGUCAUGUAGCUUUAGUUCGUACUCGGUCUUCAAACACAUUCAAUGGCGAAGCGAACGACGGCAUCGUGUCGUAAUUAUAGAAUAUAUAUUUUUUAUUGCUCACAUUACAACGUGUUUUGAGCGGUAGUGUUUUUUAACGCGCGUUCUUUUGGCAUACCAUUUUGGCAGAGCGCGCCCCACUCUGAAAGUGACACCUUGGAUCGUUGACGGAUUGGGGAAAAUGCCUCAUCAAAGUUUGUCAUCGUUAAGAACUCAAACUUUACAAUUAAUAUAUUUAAGCUUUUGCAAAAUUAACUUGGAAUGAAUGAAGAAUGCAUAUCGUUUGGGAAAUAUUUUUGAUUUUUCAAGCAUAUUUCAUCUGUACAUCAGCACAGCUAAUUUCACCAAAGAUUCAUGAUGGUUGGUGGGCGUACAAAGAUGCAGUCCAAGGGAGCUUUGUUCCAGUACCAUCCUUCUGGGGGCUAGUGAAUUCCGCCUGGAACCUGUGUGCCAUGGGAAAGAGGCAGUCGCCGGUCAACGUCGAGACCAGUCACAUGAUCUUUGACCCCUUCCUCACCCCUCUACGUCUCAACACAGGCGGACGCAGCAAGAUGGGAGGCACCAUGUACAACACAGGGCGCCACGUGUCGCUGCGGCCAGACAAGGCUCACCUGGUGAACAUCUCCGGUGGGCCUCUGGGUUACAGUCACCGGCUGGAGGAGAUACGCCUGCACUUCGGUAGCGAGGACGGCCAGGGCUCGGAGCACCUGCUCAAUGGACAGUCCUUCCCUGCAGAGGUGCAACUUAUACACUACAACCAGGAACUCUAUGCCAACUACAGUGAGGCAGCCAAGAGCCCCAAUGGCGUAGCUAUUGUGUCCAUAUUCAUAAAGAUAUCCGAGUCUCCAAAUGUAUUCCUGAAUCGCAUGCUGAACAGAGACACCAUCACGAGAAUAACAUACAAACAUGACGCAUUCUUACUCAUGGGGCUCAACAUAGCAGAUCUAUAUCCAGACACUACACGUUUUAUAACAUACGAGGGCUCCAUGACUAUCCCGCCCUGCUUCGAGACAGCCACCUGGAUCCUCAUGAACAAACCUGUGUACGUCACACAGAUGCAGAUGCAUUCUCUGCGACUGCUGAGUCAGAAUGAGCCAUAUAAGAUAUUCCUCAGUAUGAGUGACAACACGCGGCCCGCCCAGCCUCUCCUACAGCGCUGUAUCCGCACCAACAUCAACUUCAGCAAGCAGGGCCGAGACUGCCCCAACAACCGUGCCCUGAGGCCCCAGUAUCGAGUAAACCAGUGGCUUCUGAAGUAGGAAAAAUAUGAACAUGCUGUACAAUACAACAGGAUAAAAACGAAAUAUGCGAUCCUGAUUCUCAAGACUUUAUUUGAAUGUGGAAAUAAUACAUUAUCAGCAGAGAGGCUGUUUUUUGAAUAUGUUUGAGAUUGCAAAGUAAGACAAGGAAAGAUUGAAAAGUGUAACUUCUAAGGCUGCACAACUGUAAUUCUUCUACAGAGCUUAUGGAAAUGGGCUGAAUGGAAAUUCAGCAGGCUCCGCCAUUUACUGACCUCUGCAGUGGAGAUAACGAGGACCUCUUUUAUGACAUCAUCAUCAUCAGAUUCACUUGAGUACCCAAAGAUCUCAAAGGACCAACACUUCUUGAAAUUAGCUAAAUGUAAUCACAGAUACAACCAUAAUGUGUUUUGAUACCAAAAGCAUUCCAUCAGAUCUAACAUCAAGCUAGGAAUCUGAAUAUGAUGGGUGCUCUUCUGGUGAUGAAAGCUUCUACAUAACCAUGUCACAAGCAAAAGGUGUACUGAAUAAAUGUUACAAAUGCAGAAACAUUUCCUGACCAUGUGACCUAACCAGGAAAAAUCUGGGCCCCAGUAAAACACCAGGGCAAGAGAUUUUCCUGAUCAGGCCACAUAGUCAGGAAACACUCCUAGCCAUAGACUUGGGAAAUCCAGUAUUUUAUACUGUAUUUGCUAAACUUUUCUAGCCAUUUUGGGCCAUUUGCCUUUUCUCUGUUUAAUUGUUUACAAUUUCAUUCUGUUUAUUUCAAUGAUAGCAGCCCAAUUAACAUGUUUCAGAGAAUUAUGUAAGAUAAAAUAACACUUUACAUAAGGCCUAUAUAGUAUAUGCUGUUUAAGAAUUGUAUAUUGUCUAGCACUGAAUAGAGCAUGGGACGUGAUUUGUCUGCAAAUUCUUUAAGCAGUCACAAGGCAUUCCUUAUCAAUUAUUUAUCCUCAUUUUCAAUUCUGCGCUGUGUAUGGCGUUACAGGCAAUGUGGGUUUGUGUGUGUGUGUGUGUGCGCACAUGUGUACAUGACUGUCUGUGUGCGCUCUCUCCUGAGCAUUGUAUUUCUCAUUAAAUAGGAUAAAUCUC